Anopheles stephensi (Asian malaria mosquito) is the source of this 1475-nucleotide messenger RNA. RefSeq names its product putative gustatory receptor 2a. Gene Ontology annotation, biological process: sensory perception of taste. Gene Ontology annotation, cellular component: dendrite; membrane; neuronal cell body. NCBI's taxonomy places the organism in Eukaryota, Metazoa, Arthropoda, Insecta, Diptera, Culicidae. The transcript has 3 exons. The record is from RefSeq and is a predicted model, not a curated record. Bases 39 to 1337 code for a protein of 432 amino acids.
GUGACAGUGUGAGAGCGUGUGCGCUGCACCCGUAAACGAUGAAGAGCAAGGUGUCCAUCAACUCGAUCGUCUCGAUCAUUGAGUGGAACGUGAAGUUUUACCGGCUGGUCGGUUUGGCCCCGUUCGAGCUCAACACGAGCCACGUGCGGCUGUCGAAACCGUUCUGCUGUGCGGUCGGUGGAUUCGUCACGCUCUACUGGACCGCGAUGGUGUCCUCGAUAGCAACCAGCAACCAUGCGAACGAUCGGAUCUCGCGCAUCUCCAACUACUUUCAGCUGAUCACGAACGCGAUCAUGCUGACGGCGAUACUGCUCAUGCCGGCCUUUCGGUUGCGCAAUUUCGCCGAAGUGACGCGCGCCCUGCGCAAGCUGGAGCACGACCUGCAGAAGGACUCGCUCGGCAGCAACUUUCGCCGGAUGGUACGGUGGAACGUUGGCAUCGUGUGCGGAACGCUCGGUGUGCUGGUGUUGGCGACCGGGUUCGACUGCUACGUGACGGUGUUUCGCGGCUCGAUCCGGGCGGACUACUGGAUCAUCACGAUACUGCCCCAGUUCGUGAACGUGAUCGCGGUGACGCAGGCCAUACUGCUGCUGCUGUACAUUAAUGGCCGGUUCCGGAUGCUGAAUCGGCUGCUGGUGGAAGAGCAGCACCCGGUGGCGGGCAGGAAGCAUACGUACGAGCAGUCCGGCCGGCUUACCGUGGCCGGGCCGACGAACGAUCCGAAAAAGUUGAGCCUGCACGUGAUCGAGGUGCACGGUUGCGGGAUGGACGGUGCAUCCUCGCACAAGCAUCUGCACCAGCUGCCGAAAGUCCUGUACCGGUACAACGAUCUGUACGACAUCUGCAAACUGCUCGAUCGCUACUUUGGCUUGCUGUUUCUGCUUACCUUCACCUCGAUCUUUAUCGUCACGACGAUACAGCUGUACUACAGCUACACCAUUCUGUACUGGUUUACCGGCGAGAAUGGGUUCACGAUCUGGUCGCUGAUGGUGUGCCUGAACACGAUUUCGAUCAAUCUCGGGAUGCUGCUAACGAUCGUGCUGCUCUGCGAGCAGAUUUCCAACCGUACGAAGCAGGCGAACGAUCUGCUGGCGGACCUGCAGCUGCGCGGUUCGCGCCAUCUAUCCUCGGAGGAAGUCAUCAAGCUGACCAUACCAUUCCAGGCCCCGAACAAAGUGUUUAAGUUCUCGGCGAUGGGCUUUUUCCAGAUCGAUUGCAACAUGCUGUGCGGGAUGAUUGGGGCAAUCACGACGUAUUUGGUAAUCUACAUACAGUUCUACAUCCUGUACGCGGACGAGGUGAAAAAGUCAACGUUUGUGUCCCGGUUCCAGAUUUAAGCUACUGCACUGUUACGAUGCGUUGCUGUCCUCGGGAGAACCGAGGUGAGUGGUGGUGUAACACCACCCCGGAAAUGGUGGUUCGGACGAUUGUCUGCAUCUAUGUGUUGGCAAUAAACGGAAUGGCUUGAGUUGGAA